AUCGGCAAGGUUCAUCGAUCGCUGGCUCUAAUGCUCUUCAUGGACUUUCGAAAUUCGUAUCGGCGAGUAAACACGUGGUUUCUGAUAACCUUUUUUCGCUGGCAUUCGCUACGUGCCCAUAUCUCUCGCCCUGUAUACGAAUGAUAAUUAUUUGACCGGCGCAAUAUAAAUAAUCCCAGGGAUGCCGCGAUCUGUGAGAGACUCAGACGACGAUGCGGAGUCGAAAACAGGUCGUACACGAUCUCAGAGGUUUAACAUACAUUCUACAGUGAAUUCUCCAUUGCGCCGUAGCAGCAGAAUAAAGCAGAGUAAACAUUCACCAGUCUCCCCUGAAAGCGAUACUAGUAGCAUCAGCAAUAGUCAACUGGUCAGAAACACUAGAAGUCGAGCAACCAUGGAUAAUGAAACAUUAAGAGAUGGUCGUACUAGGAAGCCUUCCAUUUCUUCGGAUAUCAAUGAAUCAAUAGACGUCGAUAUCGUAGAGACACCUAAGAAAAGAAUUACAAGGAGCUAUUUGACUGCUGGUUCUAUUGGUACUCCUACUAAAAUUAACACUCGAGCAUCAAGUAAGCGUUUUAUACGAGCUGGUUCUGAAGCAAAAUCACCAUUGCCGGUGGUUAGAACACGUAGAACAAGAGCUAGUUCUGUCGAUCCAGAAUCUUUUUCUGAGCAAAAUAGAAGUCAGCCUGGCACACCAAUUAAAACAUAUAAACGACAUGUGACACCAGGUUCUCCAGUUAAAGAAGAAGAUGAAAAGAAGAACCUUAUACCUUAUGUACGAUUGGAUGCUACAAUAGUUGAGACUGAGGAAUUAACAAAUUCAGGAAACUCAGAUUCUUCUUCAGAAAAAGCAUUACGUUUCCAACAAAGCCAAAGAAUUAACAAGAAAAGUCAAAGUAUACAUAGUGAAGUUGAAGAAGAUACUCAUGAAUCAGAACAAGUACUUCGACUAUCAGAGGAAAAAGACGAAAUACAUGAACAUACAGAUAAAAUAACAAAGGACAAUGAAACUAUUCUUGCUGGAAAACGCAAAUCUGAGGAAAAUUCAUCUAGUAGUACAACUGAUGAAAUGCAGAACAAUUCAAAUCUUCUUUCAAGUGCUAAAGAAGAAGAUAAACUGGAAAUAAUUAAAAAUUCACCAGGAAAAGAAAAGUCAGUAAAAUAUUCGAAGGAAUUAAUGAUUAAGAUUGAAAACUUUAUGAAUCCUAUGGAACAAAAAGAAAGCCCGGGUAACAAGGAAAAUCAAACUCUGAAUAUUAUUAGUGACUCGUUAGAAAGCAACAUACAGGCUAUUAUCAAUGUGACAUCAUCAACGAAAUGUCUGAGUCCAAUAUUUGUGAAUAAAUCGUCAAAUGAAAAGGAAACUAAAUUUACUAAAAAUGAAUCAAAUUUAGAUUUAACAGACAAACAAAAGUGUUCAGGUAGCCCUUCAAUAAAUGAUACAACUAAAAGACAGAGCUUGAUACAUGAAGCAGAUAAUAAAUCGACUACAAACGAUACAAAUGAAUCAAUUUUACUACAACAUGAAGAUGUAGAAGUAAUUGACGAAGCUACUGUCAAAGAUAAAACACCUAUUAAACAGAUAAGUAAAUCUAUUGAAAAUACAAUAGAAGAUAUCGCUGAAUCAGAUGAAGUCGUUAGCAAAAAUUUUAACAAAAUUGAAUUAAAUAAAAGUCCAAAUUCGUCUAAAAUACAAAGUAAAAUAGAACAGGAAAGUGAUAACACAAAAAACUCGAAAUCUAUUUCUAUAAUUGAUGAUAAUGAAAUUAAAUUAGAAGAGCAAUGUCAAGAUCAAGAUCAAAAUAAAUCUCCCUCAGUAGAUUUAGUAGGCACAUCAUCAGUUAAUAAAGAUUCUAAUGAUCAAUCCAAUCCAGUAGAAAAACAGUCAAUUAUAACUCAGGAUAAUAUUGAUAAUACUGAUUUUACAGAACAGGAACAGAGGAAUUCCUCGAAGUAUGCAAUAGAAUCAGAUUUAGAAUCCUCCAAUGCUCCUCUGGAAACAUUUAAUUCCACAUCCAAUGCAUCAAAUGAGGAUAAUGCAGAAAUUCAAGAUGUUCUUCUAUCUCCUAUUUUAACAGAAUCUUCCGAAAAAUUCCCAACAAAUAUGUCGUCUAAAAAAACAGAAACAAAAAGUACAUUGAAAAAUAUUGCAAAACAAGACUUGACACAGAAAAAUACAGAUAAUAUACAUGAUCAGUUAGAAAAAGAAAAAGAGGAUUUGCAAUUGAAAAACCAGGAAGAUACAAAUACGAAUAUCGAUCCUGAUGUUAGUGUGUUUCAUGCUAAUCCUAGUGAUAAUUUUAACGAAAAAGAAAUUGAAGAGGAAAUGGAUGUUGAAAUCAGCUCAGUGCACUCUAAUUCUCAGUUAUUGAAAGAAAAUGAAAGCGAAACUGAAUGUGAUCUUGUCUUGGUAGAUAAGAAAGCAUGGUUGGCUGCUGAAAACAUAAAAGCGGCAAAAGAAGCUGAAUCUUUCGAAUAUGAUUCCGAUGAUACUGUGUUAUUAAAGAGCCGAUCAGACGUAAGAACAACGAAUUAUGAACAAUUGCUCACAAUAAAUGAAGACUCAUCAUCAGAAAAUCAAGAUGCAAAGAUGAAAGAAAGAAAUCGUGAUAAAAAAUCAUUGAUUAUGAUAGAGGAAGAAGAAAGCGAUAAAGAAGCAAGUAAUUCAUUUAGAAAAAAACAUAUGCUUGAAAAAUGUAAGGAUUCUUCACUUAGCUGUACGGAAGAUGAAUCGGACGAUUUUAUUGCGAAUGUAGAUAAAUCUGUAAAUGAGUUUAAAGCAAUUUUGAAUCAAAGUAAUGAUCGUUCUGUUUCCAAAUUAAAUAAAUCAGGGCAAAUUGUAAAAGCAAUGAAACAAUCAUUUGAAACAGAUGAUGAAUCAGAUGAAAUUGAAGAUGAUUCAAAUAGAUCAAACAGAAGCUUGCGAGUAAAUGAGAAAAAUAAAUCUUUAUCAGAAUCAAUGGAAAGAAGAAAAUCAUUGAAUAAAUCUUCAACAAAAGAUAUACCUUCAAGGCAAGAAGAUAAAGUUGUCCAAAAUAUUUCUCUAAAUAAAUCUCAAAAAGAGUAUUCAAGAAAAGGAUUGGAUGACACAUUAUAUUUAGAAAAGAAAGUACAAGAUUCGGAAAAAAAAUCACAAAAGAAAAAACGUUCCUUGAAUAAAUCACAAGAUACAGAUGAAAACACGAGCAAAUCUGAAGAGAAGAAUUUGCCAAAUGUUGAGACGUCAAAUGAUGAUGAAAGUGAUAAAGAUGAAGUAGUUAUACCAGUUAUGAAGUUUGCUAAAAACUAUUCUAUAAUAGCAUCUAAUGGAUCAAAUUCUGAUGAGAAAUCAGAUAGCAGUGAUGAAGAUUCUUACAUUCCAGCUAUUCCACUUGAAACUCAUAGCAAUGAUUCUGACAGUAAUUCUGAUGUUAAUUCAUUAAUUAAUUCUGAUAUUGAGAAAGAAUAUAAUUUGAAUGGAGGAGAACAAAAAUUUUCUGAUGAUAAUGUACCUGCUGAUGAGUGCCGAGCUUCAGAAUCGGAAGCUUCAGAUCCUGAUGAUGAUGGUUCAGAUCUUGCAAGUUUUAUAGUUGAUGAUGAUGAAGUAAUAGAAGAAGAAGAAGAAGAAGAAGAAGCCGAUGAUAAUGAUGAUGAUGAUGAUGAUGAUGACAACAUUUUCCAUGAUGAUGAAGAAAAAGAGGAAAGUAACAAUGAAGAAGAAAAUGUGAAAAAUAUGAAAGAAGCCGAGGAAGAAAAGGAGGAAGUAGAUGUUGAAAGUAUAGACGAACAGAGUACAAAAGAAAAGAAUAAAGUUGCAAAAAAGAAGAAAAUAAAAAAUAAAAGAAAUGAACAAGACAUGGAUAUAGAAAAGGAGGAAGUGGAUGUUGAAGGUAUAGAUGAACAAAAUAUAAAAGAAAAGAAUAAAGUUGCGAAAAAGAAGAAAAAAAAUAAAAGUAAUCAACAAGAUAUGGAUGCGGAAAAGGAGGAAGUGGAUGUUGAAGGUAUAGAUGAACAAAAUGUAAAAGAAAAGAAUAAAGUUGCAAAACAGAAGAGAAUAAAAAAUAAAAAUAAUGAACAGGAUGUGGAAAAUGUGGAAAACAAAGCGGAAGAAAAUGUUAUAUUGGAUGAGGAGGAGGGAGACACAGAAGGAAACUCUAUUAAAUGUAUUCCAUCUAAUACAAAAAUGCUUUCACCUGAGGUAAAAAGCACAAAAAUAAAACGAGAUUUCAAGAAAAAAAAAUCUGACAUGGAAAACAAAACCAUUUUAUUAGAUACAUCACACUCAGAUUCAUCGAUUACACAAAAGAAUGAAGAUAUUGUUUUAUUGGAUACACCUAAUUUGUCAGCUAAAAAAAAAAAGAGAUCAAAUGUACAAUUUUUUCCAGAAAAUGUAACAGAACAAGACUUGAUGGAACAAUCAAAUAAGUCUGAAAAAAUAAGAAAGUUGCCAAAAUCGCACAAAUUUAUAGGAUGUAGUACCCCAAAACUUGACACGCAAAAAUUCGAGUUUACUGAAACACCUGAAACAGCGAUGAGAAUUUCAGAAAUUAAGGAUAUCAAGACAGAUGACACGAAAACAACACAGACAGAUACUUCGUUUAAGAAAAAGAAAUCCAAGAGAGAUUCCAUAUUAAGAGAGAACGUCAGUUUAAGGGAAUUUAAUCCUACAACCGAUGAGAAAAAACGAUUAAAUAGAAGUCUUCCAUCCGACCUACUGGAAGCUAUAGAAAAAGCAGGACUCUCGAAACCGGUACAUUCCAAGAUGAGUGAUUUACGCAAAACAAUGAAUAUCACUCAUACUGAAUCACCUACAAUAAGAUAUCUCCGAAAAGAGAAAUUAAAUGAAAGUGCACCAGCAUUAAGUAUGGAACUUUAUUCAAGAGAGAAAAAACCAUCCUCUGCUAAAAAGGUAAAGGAUAUUGCACAAACUAGGACAAAAUUGGAAAAUGAUGAAGAGGCAAGCACAUCAGCCUUAAACGUGGAACUUGAUUCAGGAGAGAAAAAAGUGUCCUCUGCUAAAAAGGUGAAGAAUAUUGCACAAACGAGGACAAAAUUGGAAAAUGAUGAAGAGGCAAGCACAUCAGCCUUAAACGUGGAACUUGAUUCAGGAGAGAAAAAAGUAUCCUCUGCUAAAAAGGUGAAGGACAUUGCGCAAGCUAAAACAAAAUUGGAAACUGCUAAAGAGGAAAUACUUAAUCUGAUAAUUUCAUCUGGUGAUGAUGGCAUACAAAAGCGUAGAAAGAAACAGAAGAAACGUAAAGCGCGAACGGAAGACAUUUCAAGCGAAAAUAUCCCUGAUGAAGCCUUGACUCAAGAUGUGAUGGAAUCAGAUGUUCCUAAAAAGAAAAAACGUAUUAAACUUGCGCAAGAAAUCGUAGAAGAUGAUAGCAGAGAUAAUCAAACUGAUGAAAAGGAAAAGAAACGGAAGAAGAAGCAACUUAAUGUUAUUGAACGGAAUGAAAAUGUGAACGAAGAGGACGUGCUUCAAAAGAAUAUUCGCAAAAAUAAAACGGAGUCGAUGCGACGUAAGAGAAAAAAUUAUGAAAUUGUAGAUAGUUCAGACUUGAAUUUAUCUGCGGACGUAGUUCAGAAAAAAUCUAAACGACAAAAGAUAGCGGAAAGUGAAGAAAUGGUACCAGUAAAGUUAUUAGAUAUAAAGCAGAAGAAGAAGAAGAGAGAGGAAAAAAUUUCAUCGUCACAAAUUCGAACCUCAGAAUUAAAAUCCACUAAGGAUCUGGGAUCUAAUAAACUCCAAAAACAAAAUAUUCCAUCAGAUCCGAUUAAAUCCAAAAAUAUUGCUUUUAUCAAAGCACGGAAAGAAGCCCUAGAAGCGAUUCAUGCUGCAGAGAUGCGCAUUAGGGCUAGAAAUACAAAAGAAUUAAAAAAGAAAAAGCGAGAGAAUAUCGAAAAGACUCAGAAGCAAGUUUUAAAGAUUCCUGACAAGAAACAAAGAAAGGAAGUUACGGGGAAGAGUGAUUCCUUACCAUCGUCUUCAGGAUUGAAACGACUUCCAGAUGAUGUGGUCGAAAAUCUGACGGAUCAGCCAACGAGAGCGAAAAAGAAACGUUCACAAAUCCAGCAACAGAGUGGUCCAUCAGUUUUGUCCGGCAAAAAAUCGAAGGCAACGACUGCGAAGAACGAGGGUGGCUUGGUCGCAUCGAGUUCAUUUGGUAGCACCACAGAAUUCACUGUAGUAGAUCUACAAAAGGCUGAAAAACAAUCAUCAGGCAGUUCCGCAGCAGCUUCAUUGAGAGAACGUAUGCUCGCUAGGAAUAACCGGGAACCCGUUUCGGCUUAUAUGAUGUAUCUUGAGAAGCAAAAGGCAUCCUCAAGUAAUCGAUUUUUUUAAUAAUGCGUUUUGAAAACGUUCUUUUUAAUUUUCACUAAUAUUUCAUAAAUUAAAAAAAAAAAACUUUAUAAUUCAUAUAAGAUUAAGUUACUGUAUUUACACAUAUGGAUUUUAUCAUUAUUCGACAUUUUGAGCAAAGUGUUGUUCUAGAAUAAAAUAUUCGUGUUAUCAAGAAAUAAAAUUGGGAAGAUGCUGUAUUUUUUGAUUGCGUGUAUUAAUAUAAUUUUCUAAUGU
This is a messenger RNA of Camponotus floridanus (Florida carpenter ant), 6562 nucleotides long. Its product is annotated as dentin sialophosphoprotein. The transcript has 7 exons. The record is from RefSeq and is a predicted model, not a curated record. The coding region runs from base 182 to 6328 and encodes 2048 amino acids. Lineage: Eukaryota; Metazoa; Arthropoda; Insecta; Hymenoptera; Formicidae.